Messenger RNA from Microthlaspi erraticum, 780 nucleotides. Lineage: Eukaryota; Viridiplantae; Streptophyta; Magnoliopsida; Brassicales; Brassicaceae. The record is from the annotation of a GenBank genome assembly.
AUGAAACACCUCUUCUUCCACUGCAAAUUCGCAAAAGCAGUCUGGAACCUAGCCCCUAUCUCAAUCCCGCUAGACUCAUCCCACUUCCAAAGCUUUCUCUCAACCCUCUCAAUCUCCAAAACCUGGACUUGUCUCCCACCCACAGGCGUAAGCAAUGGACCUCUCUUCCCAUGGGUUUGCUGGACCAUAAGGAAGACGCGAAACUACUGCCUCUUUGAAGAGCGCCAAUUCUCCCCUGAAGAAACAAUCAGUAAAGCUAUUAAAGAGGCAAGAGAAUGGCAACAAGCCCAACACCCCACGAAGACUAUCCAACGACGAUCUAACCUAUCAUACCCGAGUGUAACAAACCCAAACGUCAUUACCUGUUUCGCAGAUGGAGCCUGGUGUAAGGAUGCAUGCAUCGGAGGAGCAGGAUGGAUUUUCAUCGGCAAUGAAGGCACCGAACUACACCGAGGCCAGGCAGCGGAGCGAUUCGUUUCUUCCCCGCUGAUGGCAGAGGCAAUGGCAAUCCGAUCGGCACUUAACUAUGCCUUGGAUCACGGCAUCGCCAACCUCAAACUUCACUCAGACGCUCAAGAUCUCAUCCGAGUCAUCAAUACGCAGGAGCAAUCGAAGGAGAUCUAUGGUCUCCUUUUUGAUAUCUUCACUCUUGCUUCAAUGUUUGAAUCAAUCUCAUUCCACUUCAUCCCUAGAUCUAAAAACCUUUUGGCUGAUUCUCUUGCAAAGAACGCCAAAGAGAUUUUAGUUGCUUCAAUGCCCGAUAUGGGCCCCACCGUGUAG